Messenger RNA from Pseudogymnoascus destructans, 2061 nucleotides. RefSeq lists its product as uncharacterized. The transcript has 2 exons. The record is from RefSeq and is a predicted model, not a curated record. Lineage: Eukaryota; Fungi; Ascomycota; Leotiomycetes; Thelebolales; Thelebolaceae. Gene Ontology annotation, molecular function: monooxygenase activity; heme binding; iron ion binding. Bases 282 to 2021 code for a protein of 579 amino acids.
AAGCAUGUAAUGGAACGGCUUUGUGAGUAAUAGAAAGGCUUUAUGGGGCUCAGGCACAAUCCCUCAUCAUCCACGCCUAGCAAUACGCCCAGGGUGUAAGAGGUGCACAGGCACAGGGUACAGUUCUAGAGCGAGCCCCUUCGCUUCUUAGCCGAUACCUUCCGACCACUUUGUCCUUAUAGUGUCACCGAUUUCACCUUGAAUAACCGCUGAGCUCUUUGGUCAAGUCUACGUGGCUGGCUACUACAAAAUCACCAUAUUGCAUCGCAACAUCCCUGAUAAUGGGCAUAGACGUGCUGUUGGGGCUUACGCCUCAAGUUUUGGCUCUGUUUGUUGGCAGCGGAAUUGUUUUUUUCACCAUCUUCUACAGAUGGGCUCUGCCGAAACCAAUCCCUGGUAUUCCAUAUAACAAGGAGGCGGCGAAGUCCAUCUUUGGAGAUGUCGCUGCGAUGGUCGAGGCGACCAGCAAGACCAAGGAAAUGUUUGCUUGGAUGAUGGAACAGAAUGUCAAAUUGGAAUCGCCGAUCAUACAGCUCUUCACUCGUCCAUUUGGCAAGCCUUUGGUUGUUAUUGCAGAUUUUCGAGAAGCACAGGACAUUAUGGUGCGACGAACUAAGGAGUUCGACAGAUCCAAGUUUUUUAGUGAAGUUUCUGGUGCAAUUUCUCCCAAGAGUCACUUUAGCAUGCCGACAAAUAGCGAGUUUAGACAACACCGUAAAUGGAUUCAAGGAGUCAUGGGCAUGGGCUUUUUACACCAGACUGCCGCACCGCAUAUCUAUGCAGCUGGUCUCGACCUCCUACAACUUUGGGAACAGAAAUCACGACUUACUAAAGGGCACCCAUUCGCCGCCGACGAUUUGUAUGGCACAGCCAUGGAUGCAGUCUGGGCAAUUGUCUUUGGAGCCGACAUAGAUAAUAGCACAACAAAAGCCCAGCUGAAGCUAUACUCAACCAUCAAAUCAAUUCACCUGGAGAAUGACCUGGACUCCCCAGUAGAGCUGCCAUCAGCACCGUAUCCAGCAGCUGUGCAAUCUAUCCUCACCCUCACCGAUAGUGUUGAGACCAGCAUCAAGUCCCCAGUGCCGGUUCUUGCUCAUUGGGUCUUGAGGCAAACGUCUAAGAUGAAGAAGGCGUAUAAAGACAAAGAUCAGGUCAUAGGAGAUGAGAUCAAUAAGGCUGUCAAAAGGGCUACAAGCAAGGAUGCUAAGGAGAAAACCAUUACCUGCGCGAUUGACGACUUCGUCCAGAGAGAAAUGCUCCUGGCACAAAAGGAAAACCGGCAGCCAGAAGCUCAAGGACGGGGAAUGUAUGACGAGAUCCUCGGAUUCAUCAUGGGAGCCCACGAUACCACUGCAACAGCGAUUCAAUGGGGACUCAAAUAUCUUGCCGAUAACCCCGACGUGCAAGCCAAACUUCGCGCUGAGCUUCGUGCAUAUCACGUUGAAGCCACAGCAGAGAAGCGCUUACCAACGUUCCAAGAGAUCAACGAAUCGCAAAUGCACUACAGGGAUGCCGUAAUCGAAGAAAUUUUUCGUUGUUCCUUGUCAGAAGCUGCAAGCAUCCGUACUGCUGUAGUUGACGCCGAGGUCCUCGGACACCGUAUUCCUAAGGGCACAGAGGUUUUCUUACUGGGCAAUGGGCCAAGUAUUUUCGCUCCUGAGUUCAACAUUGACGAAUCGCUGCGAACAAAAUCAGGUAUCGAGGCCAAAGACAAAGUUGGUACCUGGAAGCACGAGGGUAUGGCCGACUUUGAUCCAGAGAGAUGGAUGGCUGAAGACAAAGCUACAGGACAAAAGCUAUUCAACUCGGCUGCGGGACCGCAUCUUAUCUUUGGUCUUGGAGAACGUGGAUGCUACGGGCGCAGAAUGGCCUACGUAGAGAUCAAGCUGCUGAUUACUCAGAUUGUGUGGAAUUUCCAGCUGUAUAAAUGCCCUGAAGCGCUUAGCAGCUAUGCGGCGAUUGAUAAGAUGACCCAUGUACCGCAGCAAUGCUAUAUUAAGCCUGUGAAGCUAGUAUGGUAGUAGAUUUCAUUUUGUUUAAAAAUAUAAUCUUUCUGGUCAA